AAAAAAAAAAAAAAAAAAAGAAGAGCGCGAAAUUCGUGUUACCAAUGGCCGAAAAGCAAUGGGAUUCUUCAGCGUCACAGCCAGAAGCACCAUUUCAGAGUAAAAAUCUUGAUAAUUCAUUACUAUACAACAAGUAUUUGUGGGCAACGCUAAUCGUUUGUAGCCUCAUACUUUCUGUCGCGGCAAUGUUAUACUUAUGCAAGAAAAAGAAGUUUUUGGCUGGAUUCAAGCGACGAAUGGAGUACAUGAAAGAUAAGAUUGAUGCUCAUGAGCUUAUGUUGAGGAAAUUUCAAGUGGAAGAGCUCGAAAAUGCUACCAAUCAUUUUGCAAAAGAGUAUCUCAUAGGAUCAGGUGCAUUCGGAAAUGUAUACAAAGGUACUUUUGAAGGGGAUAUAACUCUAGCCAUCAAGAGGGCACGUGACGAUUCCUAUACAAGCAUAAAAGAAUUCCGGAAUGAGGUCAAGUUACUCUCAAAGGUGAAGCAUCCGAACCUCAUUAGCCUAGUGGGCUACUGUGAAGAAACUGGAACGAAGGGAGUGCAAAUAUUGGUUUAUGAAUAUGUCCCAAAUGGCUCGUUACUUGAACAUAUUGUUGGAAGGAGGAGAGAGCCCUUAACAUGGAGGCAAAGAGUAAACAUAGCAAUUCAAGCAGCUAAAGGUAUAGCUCAUUUGCAUGAAGGAAUUAAACCGAGCAUAAUCCACCGAGAUAUAAAACCAAGCAAUAUUCUCAUUGGAGAUAGGUUUGAGGCCAAAGUUUCGGAUUUCGGGCUAGUUAGAUCCGGCCCAAUUGGGGAUAACUCUCAUGUUAGUAGUCAGAUUAAAGGUACACCAGGGUAUCUUGAUCCAGCAUACUGUACAAGUUGUCAUUUGAGCCAGUUUAGCGAUGUUUAUAGCUUUGGAGUUAUUCUUUUACAACUCAUUGCGGCUCGGCCGGCUGUUGACUCAAACCGGUGUCGAACCAGUUAUCACAUCAUUGAAUGGGCGAAGCCUCAUAUUGAACGUGGGAAUAUUGAAGAAAUCCUGGAUACAAAUCUGUUGCUAGGGCCAUGCAACAUGGAUAUCAUGCUUAAAAUGGGUCGAUUGGGCUUACGAUGUGUGGUAAAAGAGCCCAAACAAAGGCCCACAAUGACUCAAGUCUUCCGAGAGCUAGAGACAGCUCUCUUGUCGGCCGAUAGAUUCAUCCACCACCUACUGCCACCACGACCUCUGGCGGCAACCUCCGGUGGUAGGUCAACGGAGGUUCGUAAUGGUCAAGGGACUGAUCAUGAUAGUAAUUCGGUAAGUCUGGAUGGUGUUGGGCUUCAGAGAUUUCGUGUAGACAUGGAGAGUGUUUCUUUUCAGAGUACAAGUUUGAGAUGUUUAGAUUCAGAUAGUUUGAUUUUUAAUGUUGAUGAAGAGAUGAGUUUUUGUGUGGACGAGGAUUUAAGUAUCCCUCGUGAUUGA
Molecule: messenger RNA, 1442 nt
Organism: Lactuca saligna
Lineage: Eukaryota; Viridiplantae; Streptophyta; Magnoliopsida; Asterales; Asteraceae
Source: the annotation of a GenBank genome assembly